Carassius carassius (crucian carp) is the source of this 2348-nucleotide messenger RNA. RefSeq lists its product as uncharacterized. Bases 170 to 1843 code for a protein of 557 amino acids. The record is from RefSeq and is a predicted model, not a curated record. Lineage: Eukaryota; Metazoa; Chordata; Actinopteri; Cypriniformes; Cyprinidae. The transcript is spliced from 7 exons.
AACUCAAAGAGAGAUAGAGGAUCCCAGUCCAGAGACCUCCGCUUUUGAGUUCAACACACCUGGAGCCAGCUAAUUCCCUCAUCCAUCUCAAAAAACUAAAAAAAAAACCCCACCAACAAAUAGACACUACAAAAAGAAGGCAGUUUUUGGACAUCUGUGGUUUUGCACCAUGGGACUGUGUUCUCAUAAUGGAUUGUUAGUGGUGUUGCUGUUUCAUCUUUGUCAGGCACAAGAUGAUGCUAUCCCCUCCCCUGACCCUGAGCUAGCCCCACCAAGCCUGGGUGAUGUGACUGAUGCAGUGAAGGCAGACUUUGAGCAGGCAGUACAGAUCUCGACAACCGACACUGUACACAAGGCUUUAGAGCAGGUCGUAGGUGAACUCUCGCCACAGAAGACUCCAGAAGAGCAGUCACCAAUGGUAGAGACCACAGCUGAUUAUACAACAGAAGCAGCAGCUAAAGAGGAGGCAGUGGUGCUCACUGCAGGUGAACCAGAUGCUCAUUUGUUAGAAUCAACUCAAGAUAUUGAGCCUGUAGAGGAGAUUCAAGGACUGAUACCUCAGGCAUCAAUCUCAGAGCCAGAUGAGAAAUCAGUUAUAAAACCAGGAGAGUUGGUCCUUGAGGCAGUAGAUUCAGUUCAGGAACCAGUAGAAUCAGUUUUGCAAGACCCUACGAUUGCUGAAGUGGGUGAUACAAUGACUGAGGAAAGCCAUGCAGAUGAAUCACCUGUCCAGAUGUAUCCUGAUACACAAAAAGAUAAACAGUCAGAAAGAGUAGCUGCAGAAAUGGAAGUGGUUGAAGAUGAAAAUUUAGAAGAGCCAGAACAGGGAUUCAUUGAGAAGGAAGCUCAGGUGUCUGAGAUGGAAGAGAAAACAGGAAAGGGGGAAAUAGAGAAAGUAGAAGUGAUGAUAAGUAGGGGACAAGUUAAACUACAAGGACAACAAAAAGAAGAAUCUUUGGAAAGGCAAGAUACAGAAUGGGAUAAAGAAUCAGAGCAUAGUCAAGAGGAAUGGCAGGCAGUAACAGCACAGAUGGCUCCAGAUGGUGGUGUGGUUGAUAUGGAUGAAGUACAACAGGAAGAGGAAGAACAGGAAGUAGCGAAGACUGAAGAAGGUGUGAUUGAAGUUGAAGCAAGGAGAGAGGAGGUAAAGGCUGGAUCUGAGGCACAGCUAUGGAAGGUUUCAAGAAAGAAGGAGGUUCAUCCAGCCGACAAAACAGUACUGGAGAAAACUCAACAAGAACCAGAGGUCACCGUGGAUACUCGGGGACCAAUUAAACUGCAGGAGCCUGUUAUUACGAAGUCAAAAGCAACAGGCGAUUUUACAGGUAAAACACAUGAGGCCAGUGAUGUAAAUGAGAUUAUCACCUCCGGAGACCCGAAAAAGAACAAUCAGGGUGUAUCAGUGUUGAUGAACACUGUUGAGGAGCUCCAACCAACACCAGUUCUCAAACUGAGGCUUGGGGAUACUGAUGCACCAGUGGAGGAACAUGUUGACUCUAAACAGACCAAAGCCAUAGGGCAGGAAGCAUGGACGAUAGGAGCCAUAGCAGCAGCUUUCUUUCUCAUUCUGCAAACUGCUGUCACCAUUGUCUACAUUCUGAAGUGCAGGCGAAAGCCAAAUAGCAGCAGUGUGGCCUCAAAGAACCUGUGUGCUGGAGGAAACGGAGGCAUAGAAUGUGAUGCAAACAACACAGAUACCACCAUUCCAAUCGAUGAACAAACUGCUGUAGACGACCAUCCAGAGUUCUCAGAGGUCCAGCAAGAGGACGUUGCUAUGACAACUUUCCCACUGGAUUCCACAGAGAAGAAUUCACCCUAUGACCCCAGAACCUCUGUUGUUUAGCAUUGCUGACCUUAAGGAGUAUGACUGUAAUUGUGCAAGUGUGUCUGAGUGUCUGACUGUGGGAAAUUGUGUUUGUGUGUGUGUGUCUAUAUGUGUAUUGAAUGGUCUGGUUAUCCUUGACAGCAAAUGUCACUCUAGUGUAAUUCUUCAGACAGUAAAAAGACCUGUUAUCGGUGGAAAACGCAGAGUACAUAUCAUUUUAAGCUGGAUUCUUGUUUAAAAAAGCUAAAGAUUCUGGGAAAAGGAUGAAUGUACUUGAAAGGCAAAACUGCAUAAAUUAUUAAGGCUUGUUUUCAGGAAAAAUAUUUACAAUUUAGCUUUCUCUUCUUUAAAACAUCUAACAUUUAACAUGGUUUAUGCUUAAAAUGAAUAAACAAACAAAACUUUUUGCUAUUUUGCAAACUAUUUGCACUAUUUCCCCUUGCUUUUCAAGUAUAUGUAUCUUUUUUUUUUUAAGAUGUUUGGUUAUUUUUCUAAAAAACAAGACUAAAUGCUUUUGAACAAA